This is a messenger RNA of Meloidogyne enterolobii, 1662 nucleotides long. Lineage: Eukaryota; Metazoa; Nematoda; Chromadorea; Rhabditida; Meloidogynidae. The record is from the annotation of a GenBank genome assembly.
UUUUAGAAUGCAAAAUACAAAUUUUACGUUUCAUGAGGCGAUGAAGGAUUCGCCAAACUUUAGAUACGAACUUGGACAAAGUGAACGCUAUUUUGACCGUCUUCACAAAAGAAUGGAAGAUAUGGUCAAUAUUGUCGACAUUGUAAUUGGAAAUGGUCAACGUUUUGUAGCUUCGUUAUAUGAUUUAACCGUGGCUUUAAACCGUCUUUGGUUGGAUUUGCAAAUUGAUGAAAAUAAAAACAAAAUGGCUUUGGAUACCUACAAACAAAUGUCAGAUUCUCUUUCACAAAUUGUUUAUUUAAAUAAAUCGCUUGUUGACUCGGCUUAUCCUUCUUUAAAGACGGGAUUUGAAUCUUUUAUGAGACGUGAAUUGGGAAAACUGAAUGAAGUCAAAAGCCAUUUUAAUAAUUUAUCGUCUUCGCUGUCUGAAGCGUUGUUGAAGAAAGCUGCGAUAAAUAAAAAUAAAUUUCAGGAAAUGCACGAUGCAGAAAAUUCUUUAACAGCAAUUGGAACAUGUUUUUCUCAUACUGGACUUGAUUAUGUUGCCCAAAUCAACAUUGUUAAUGCUCUCAAAUGCCCAAUAAUUUUGGAAACUCUUUGGGCGUUUAUUAAAGAACAUGGAAAUUUUUUUACUAAAGGAGCUCAUUUUUUUGCAGAACAACAAGAAUUUACUGUUAGAGAUGAAUUGGCAGCGCUUAGAACUUCUUACAAACAAAUUGAAAGGCGAAUGCAGGAUAGACACACUUUUGUUCCUAAAGUAGGGUUUUUAUGUGAAAUAUUUCAAUAUCCAUCUGGAAUACCUACUGAUCCUCAAUGUAUUAUGGAAGGUUAUCUUUUCAAAAGAGCAACAAAUGCUUUUAAAACUUGGAAUAGAAGAUGGUUUAUGAUUAAAGACAGUAAAUUGCUUUAUUCACACAAAACUGUGGAUGGAGAACCAGAAGUUCCAACAGUAAUGGAAGAAAAUUUAAAGCUUUGUUUAGUUCGACCAGCUCCAGCAUCAAUAGAACGUGCUUGUUGUUUUGAAUUGGUUACACCUUCAAAAAAUCAUUUAUUGCAAGCAGAUUCUGAAUCUCUUUGUAAUGCUUGGAUUAGAGCUAUUCAACGGACUAUACAACAUUUACAUGAAGAUGAUCAAGGAACGUAUACACAUUCAAGAAGAUCAUUUGUAGAGAAUUUUGAAUCAAAAACACCACAAUCUGUUCAUUGCAAACUUGACACAGCAUCAACUUCAUCUGCUAAAAGUGACGUAGGAGGAGGAGAACAUUCUUCUGAAUCUUGUAGUCUACAAGAAAGAAAAUCAAAUUUCGGCAUUACAACACCUUCAAAACAUUCUGACAAUGAAAAACAAAAUAUGAAAAUAUUUUUAAAAGUAUUACUUUCAAUUCCGGGAAAUGAAAAAUGUGCAGAUUGUGGGUCGAAAGAUGCAAAAUGGACAAGUUUAAAUUUGGGGAUUAUUAUCUGUAUUGAAUGUAGUGGUGUUCAUAGAGGUUUGGGUGUUCAUUUUUCUAAAGUUCGGGAGCUAUUUUUUUCCGCGUUCUCUUUAUCCUAGUUUAACGGAACUUUUCGAUGUUUUGCCCCAAGUGUUUGGCCUCAACCCACUCCCCAAGAUGGGUCCACUUAUUAAAGGAAAGCUUUCUCUUUUAAGUAUAUACCGUGAAUGCU